Pocillopora meandrina is the source of this 14801-nucleotide messenger RNA. Lineage: Eukaryota; Metazoa; Cnidaria; Anthozoa; Scleractinia; Pocilloporidae. The record is from the annotation of a GenBank genome assembly.
ACAGGGUAUCUACUUUUCUACGUGGCAUAUAAUGUCUUGUACUAAGAUGCGAAACUAGUGGAACGUUUCGCCUUGUGAAAAAAAGUUUGUGCUCUUAAUUGUAAAAUUUAGUACUUGUACUGCCUCCAAGAGGCCUUUCCUUUAAUUUUGUGAAGUCAUAUCUGCGUAAAACGUUUUAUACGGCGCGUAAGAAAUGAUGAAUCAACGUCCUCCAAUGACAGGUCAAAGGUAUGAAUCGACGAAUGUUUGAGACUUCAAAAAAUAUUUUUGUGAAAACCCGAUCGCUUAUUUCUGUUUGCUAUGAACACAGGAAUAUGCCAUUCGAUGGGCCAGCAAAGGGUGUGGGAGAUAAUUUCAUGGUAAAUGCAGGCAGUUUUCCUCCUCAUCAAGGUCCAUCUAACGCAAUGGCGAAUGGCCCUCAACAAGUCCAGAUGAAUGGUGUGAGUUCCCAACAGGAUCCCAAUCGAUAUCAUCCCGGUUAUUAUCAACAACCAAAGCAGCCACUUCCUCCUAAGGUAAUGGUAUAAAAUUUUUGAGCCAUUACGACACCUUUGAAGUUCAGUGCGGAAACUUGUCCUUCAUAUUUCGUUUCUAGUGAAGCCGGCUGUAGGUCGCGUGUGUACACGUACUUAUCAACAACAGUUAAAAAACUUCAGUCCACGAACUGUCACUCACAUGUUUCUCAGAAAACUAACGUGAUCAAAUUGCCAAUGUUCCCUUCAUGGUGAAGCUUGUAUCCAAUCUCGGUUGAUUUUAACAGUGUCCUUUUCCUUUGGUCGAAAUUUUCUCAAGGUUUUCCUCGCCAAAUUUUAUUUGUUACAUUUCAUGGGAUAUGAACAUACUUCAUUCCAUUACAUUUCUAGAAUUUACAUAAACUGGAAACUGUAAAUUUAUUAAGACAAUAUUGUAACAGUAUCUAAUGUUGAACAUUUUUUUUGUUUAUAAAAACUAAAAUACCAAAUGAUACACGAUGCAGCUUGACGUGAUACAUCUAAUACAGAUUUCAAAUGAUACAAAUUUAUUGAUAUUUCCUGUCUGAAAUUAAUGAUGAAUAGUAUGCACAGUUUGAUAAUUGAUGGCAGUAAUCAAACAAACUUCUUUGAUUUCUGUGACUGAACACUUAUAUUUGGCUUAUUAUUUUUAUUUCCAUCAUUUUUUCUUAUAUUAUCUUAUUCAGGAAAUCCUGAUUUGCAUCCACUUUCGACACACUUAAACACUAAGUUUUGUCCAAAACAAUUCUCAGCUCAGUUUGCCAAUAUGCUUAUAUGAUAAAACCAUAAUUUUAAAUGACUGGCCUUGGCUAUUUGUCAUGAAACUUCAAAGCUGUCUUUUAUUGAAUCUAACUUUCAUUGAAAUCUCAGUGCACAAGGCUGACAUGCUCUGGUUGGCUUUGAUCACAAAGGGCAUCUGGGCCAACUAAAUCAGCCCUGUUAAUACUUAUUUAAAAAGUCUACUUUUUCUCAUUCAUUAAGCAGAGAAAAGUUUCAAAUACAAUAUGGUAAAACUUCAGACUGGUGUAAAAUUUUAGUCCUUCAGUGGUUUUGCCCUUUAACUCCUAGGAUCUGAUUAUUAAUUCUCCUCUCUAGCUGCUACACACUUUCUUGUAAAUGAGAUUAGAACUUCUACCUCACAAGUUUAAGUGUUCUCAUUACCUGUUUGCUAAAUAAUGUAUAAAUGUUUAAGAGAGAAGUUACUUUUAAAUCACUCUUGGGAGUUAAAGGGUUAAUUCCCUAUGAGAAAGAGCUCACUGCAGCUUUAUCUAUCUAUGUUGAUAUCCCUGCUAACUCUCUUUUCAAUACUUUUUAAUAUUCAGGCUGGUGACCAGUUUCAAGGUUCCCUUAUGCAACAACCAAGUCAGCGACUUUCACCCUCUCCUCACCAGCCAAUUAAUUCUUCACCUACCCCUCCUGAUCAACAGAAGCAACAGUUCCCUCCUGUUUCACAGCAUCAACAGCCCCCUAAGCCAGGAGAGUUACCUCAGCAACAACAACCACAGUCAAGACCUGGUUUACCCCCACAACAGCAGCAGCCACAGAGACCUGGAGGCUUCCCAUACCAGCAGACACCAUCACAACCAGGGGGUCCCUCUCCUUAUCAACAGCCUCAGAGACCUGGAAUGCCCCCUCAGCCUUUAAGACCAAUGGCACCCACUCAAGGGCAACAGCCACCAAGGCCAGGUGGAGGAAAUCCAGCUCAGCGGUAUCCACCUCAGCCACAAGGACAUACUUCUGGACAUCAGCAUCAACAGGUGUGGUUCCCAAUCACAGAUCAACUGUUUUAAAUCUCAAUUUAUCUUUGCGUAUCUUGUUAACAGUCACGUCAAGGACACUUGGCUAACAAAUGAUAAAGAACAAAAAAAUGCCAUUGGUGUCAUUUGAAGAACUGGAGUUGUCAAGAUUUAACCCCUUAGCCCCUAAGAGUGACUAACAUCUAAUUUCUCCUUUAAACAUCACCCCUGAAUCAAUCCUUAACGUCAUGAGAAUAAAGAAGAUGAUCACCAACUAAAGCAGCUCUUCAUUGUUGAAUAAGUUCUCCCUGUCAGAACCCUUGGAGAUGUCUAGGGAGUAGGAUGGAGAAUGUUUGUACUGAUGUUAGAGAGUAGAGGCUUAAUGGCAUCUGUUACAUGUAAGAUUUUUUUUUAGAUGACCCAGCAGAUGAGCAACUUGAAUAUCACUAGUUCCCAAAGCCAACCAUCAUCAUCUCAACAAGCAAACUUAGGAAGCUGGCCUCCCCAACCAAGUACCACGGUUAGUAUGAAGACUAGACAUUCUUUUGUCUGAAAGACAGCUGCAUUGACAGUCUGUUGAAUGAACCAACAUAAUGUGACCUUUAGUAUAGUUGACUUGCCCAAAUUAUUAUCAUUCAGCACUAUCGGUGGACUCUGGUUUUCCCUUUACCACUUAACUUUAUGGUUUUUGUCUGUUUGCUUAAAGUUUCCAGAACAUGAAAGUCAUAACCAUUAGUACUCAUUUUUGGGUUAGUUUUAUGUUAGACUGGGAGAAAACAAUUCAAGAUCGAGAAGUCAUAGGGUUGAAACAAAAGACUUGACCCAUAAUUUGGACCCAAAGUACAUAUUUCAUGUCCUUCAAGUAUUUAGGAGGAUCUAAAAUGUAGUUUUAUUUCCUUUGAUCUCUUAGCAAGUACCAUUUGGUGGAACACCAACAACAGCCCCUCAGCCAUCAUACUUGGGUUCCCAGAUGCAACAACCCACAAAUCGACCUCCUGGCCCUCCAACAAUGCCCAGUAUGCCACCAAUGACCCAGCCUGGUUUCCCCCCUCAAACCUCUUCAGGUGCACCUCCUAUGGGAGGCAUGACCCAACCCCCGAUGGGUAGACACAAUGCCACGCAAAUGCAGCCAAUGCCAGGUUCAUACCCUGGUCCCCAGGUUAGUAUGUCAGGUCCUUCUUUUAGUGGUUCUGGAAGUGCUGGACUGACAAGCUUGUCAGGACCAACGCUCAGCCAGGCUGCACCUCCUAGUGGGUCUUCUGGUGCUGGGAUGUCACAUAGUGCCUUGCAUAGUGGUCGGCGCAUGUACCCAGGUCAUGCACCUUCUCAGAGUCCUGUGCAGAAUCAGCCAUCAGGUGGAACUACAGGAAUGGCAUCACAUACAGUGAGUUUAGGUGGUGUUCUAGUCUGAAUUUGCCCGAUGGAUGCAUGCAUGCAAAAGAAGAUUUUAGAAAUCUUGUGGAGAUACUGUUGCUUCCUUCUGCAUGUCAUUGUCACUGGUUGUUGAAAGGUCUUGUAAUGAUGACUGAAUAAAUGGGUUCCAAAAACAGAAUGAACAGUCUGUUGCUCAAUUGACAACACCAUCCUUCUUUGAAUAUAUGAAACCAGGAUCUGUUAGUAACAUGGUUCAAUGUUAUUAACCUCAGUGCAUGGACUCUAAAUGUUAAUUGGAUGUGUCUCUCCAUACUAGGGCCAGUCAAUGUAUCCUGGGGCACCAACUAUGGGAGGAAUGCCACCAACAGGUCCAGGACAGCAUGGAAUGGGACAUCCUACACCAAUGAAUGCUCCGAUGCAGCAACAGAGAAGAAUUGAUCCUGAUCAGAUGCCCAGCCCAGUAAGUGUCUCCUGAACUGUUGUAAGGCCAUUGUAUGUAUUAUGCAGAACAUAAGUGUAAGGUUCAGAAAUCAGCAAGGGUUAGCAAGAACAGCAAUAAUAUUGAUGUCUGAACACAGCUCACCAGAAAUUCCCUUAGCUACAGGCAAUAUUAUAGAAUGAUCCCUUGUCACUUUGACUGCAAAAUCAAAUAUGAAAGUUUUGCAUUGUAAUGCUAUUAAUUUAUGUUACAGAUCCAAGUGAUGAAAGAUGACAACGAUGCAUACAAAGACUCACCAUACCUCACAAGCACAAGAGGGAGAACUCCUCCACUGGUUACCAGCAACUUUGUUGUACAGGAUGAUGGUAGGUGGUCAUUUAUUUAUCAUCCUUUGAUACAUGAAUCAAUUUGUUGUAAAUGCUGCUGGCUUUUCCUAAUUAUGAUUUACGCAUUAUGGAAUAUACAGUUGUUUAAAUUAGCCAUAAACCUGCUAACCAUGUGUCCACUCAAAUCCCAUAUAAUGUCUCAAAACUAGUCCACAGCUCUUGCUACAAGUUGAUAAAGGUCCCUGACCUACAGUAUAGCUUAAAGGCACAUGGUUACAAAAAAAAAAAAAUGGGGUUCAUACAUUUUUUCCUUGUGGAUGCUGUACCUUUCAUACAAAAAUUUAUUUUGAUACUGCUCACAGUGGAUACUUACUUUAGACUGAGAAAUACAGUACUGUACAUAAUCCUUUAUGGUCAGUAAGCUAGAGAGGAAGUUUUGUGGUCUAAAAUUAGAUCUCAACUGCCUUGAGUAAUUCAUUGUGUUUAUUUUUCAGGUAACUGCAGUCCUCGUUUCAUGAGGAGUACUAUGUAUAAUAUACCAUGUAACAAAGAUUUACUGCAAGCCUCUAGCAUACCCUUGGCAACAGUUAUAACCCCAUUUGCUGAACCAGGCCCUUCUGAGGUUAGUGGUAGUGUUAUAAUCUAUAGCAAGAAAAAAAUUGGUGAAACAACACUUCAAAAAGGUGGCACUGUAUUAACUGUUUGAUCUUUCCACAGCAAUCCCUUCGCAUCAUGGACUACAGCCCCACAGGACCUGUGCGAUGUAAUCGAUGUAAGGCGUACAUGAACCCCUUUGUACAAUUUGUUGAUGGUGGAAGAAGAUUUAUGUGCAAUAUCUGUUCCUACUCAUCAGAAGGUAGUGUGACGAUGUUUUUGUCAAUACAUGUCUUAAUGCUAAUCUUAUUUCAAGUUAUCUCCCAAAAAUAUAUUCAGGGGUUGCAGAUUUACAUGAAUGAAUUUUCUUACCACAGAGCAAAAUGUUGGCAGCAGAAACACAAUAUUUUAUCAUUUUUGCAUGCCGAUAGACUCUAGGUGACAAUACACUCAUGUUUCUGAAGUUGAGAUAUUAUAAAUUUUUGUUUGUUUGUUAGUUUGUUUUUUAUAAUUUUAUUUUAGGUAAAACCUACAUUCAAAUUGUAAUUUAUUAUGAAAACAGAAGUUUACUUCCUGAAGAGUCAGUUACAAUUUGAUUACUUUUAUAUUUUAGUUCCAGCAGAAUACUUCUGUCAUCUAGACCACCAGGGAAUGAGACUCGAUGUCUAUGAAAGACCUGAACUUCAUCUUGGAUCCUAUGAAUUUGUAGCCACUAAAGAUUAUUGUAAGGUAACUGUUAAAAGUUAUCAACUUCCUUACUCCUUCCCGUGAUGUCGCCUUAUAGCAGUUAUCAUAACAUUUUCUCAUCGUAAAAACUUUGGCAAACAUAUUUUAUGAAAUACUAGACGUCGUUUCAAUGUGUCAUUGACAAGUUGUUUUCAAUCAUAGCCAUUGCAUCCUUUAGAUGUUGAGAUAUGCAAAUGUUGAUUUGAUGCUUCUGCAGCAGCAUUUUGAAACAGGAACUUCUGUUUUCCAAACUAAUGCAGAACAAAGCAAGCUGACUGCAUCGAAUAACAAAAGCAAAAAUGCACUCAAGACAUGCGCUUUUUUUUUGUGCAGAACAUGAAAAAAGUGCAAAGGUUUUGCAUGUGUUGGCCAUCUACCUCUGAGCUGUAACGUAUAACCCCUCUUCAGCAUAAAACCAGGGAAGCAAAUACAUGUUCAGUUCGAAAAAGACUUAUCUUUCUGUGCUAGUCAUGAGUUGUUUUCAAUUUGUGGCUAUAAUUGUUCUUUCAUCGUGGACAGGAUCAAAAGAUGCCUGGUGCUCCUGCUUAUGUAUUCAUGAUUGAUGUGUCAUAUCAAAGUAUGCAGUGUGGGAUGGUUAGAAUGCUCAUGAAAGAACUUAAAGAGGUCUUGGAUGUCUUACCCAAGUGAGUAUUUCUCCUUUUGAUCUCUAAAUUGGAUUAUCAAGAGUUCACCCAUUUUUUUCUUUUUUUACUUUACAGAGAGCAUGGCCAAGAAGCCUCAUCAGUCAGAGUUGGAUUUGUAACAUACAGCAAUCAUUUGCAUUUCUACAAUGUUAAGGUAAAUUAAGUGUACUUAAUAAAAUGUUCUGUAUACGAAUGCUACAUUUUGAGUCACUGCUCUUUGAAAAGGUCACCAUUAUUGUAUUUUACCUCAAUUUAAGUCUCUGUACUCAAAUCCCAGCUAUAGUGUUUUUUGUUUGAUUGUUUAAAUGUACAACCAAAGAAGUCACAGUAACCUAUGAGAACAGUCUGUAAUGAGAACUUACCAGUGUGACAGAAACAAUCAGACAGCCAAAACUGCUUUAAAAUAAGGUUGACCAAGUUAGAAUUUGGAUUGGUUAAGAGAGUGGCACUAGUCUUUGUAGAUCCUUUGCAUAGUGAAGUAAGCCAAAGUUAAAACAAUUUGGGAUUAUUUGCACUCCACUGUGAUUUAAUCUCCUCUGCGAUCAUGUUAUCAUUAUCAUAAGUAGGCAAUUUUUUGUGCAUGGAGGCACACUUGAAUCAUAGAGUGGUUUACUGCAGUCAAUGCAUGUAUCUCAAACUCUUGACACAUUGAACCAUUAUUUACUGCUUUGAUGUCAAAGAUGACAGCACUAUACCUUAAAUGACAGAUGAUUACUGCUAAAUUAUUGGAAAUGCUAUUACUUAACCUUUGUCUGUUCCUAAUAGGGCAACCUAGCACAGCCGCAAAUGAUGGUGGUGUCAGAUAUUGAAGAUGUAUUUGUGCCUCUAGUUGAUGGCUUUUUAGUGAGUCCUCAGGAAGCAAGGACUGUGAUUGAUAGGUGUGAUUUUAAACCAUUAUUACCUUAUCAUGAGUACCACUCUGGAAAUCUCAAGGCAAUUCCUGGAAUUUAUUUGUCAAAUGCCCAGAAAAAUUUACUGACAGUUGUAUUCACCUGCAUGCUUGUGGAACAAAACAUUGAAAACAUACAACAUUUGGAUAUCUUCUCAUUUUAAAAUGAGGAAAUGAAAUAUUUUUGUCAUUUAAGUAUGUGCUCAAAAUAUUAGGUCGGUGUUGAUAUGUAAACAAUGAUAUUGUUCCAAGCUGGUGUUGUAAAUAUUACAUUUAAUGGACAGAGUCAAACAGAUUUCAUAUUCGCAAGAAUACUUUUUUUGAAAAGUAUUCUGGGGAAUUUUUAAUUUAUUUUGAUUACUGUGUACUGUUAUCUUUAAUUCAUGGAGUUAUAAUAGAUAGACUUUGACUUUCUUGUAAUGUAAGUAUUUCAAUUUUAGAGCACUUAAUACUUACAUCUAAAUGUUACAAUUCAUUACCAACAGCCUUCUGGUGCAAAUUCCUUUAAUGUUUGGAGAAACAAGGGAAACAGAGACGGUGUUAGGUCCAGUUAUCCAAGCUGGAAUGGAAGCUUUGAAGGUAUUCAGUGAAGACAAUCACCAUUUUAAAUUCUUAUUUUUACACAAAAUUAUUGUGAGCUUGGUCCCUUGCCUAUUUUAACCCUCUACACCCUAAUAUCGUUGUGCAUAUUCUCCAUACUGUUUGCUAUACAUCUCUUAUGGUGCUGACAAGGAGAAUUUGUUUAACGGUCAAGAGGUUCUUUAGUUGCUGAUCAUUUCCUUUAUUCUCGAGACCUUGAUGAGUGGAUUUAGGGGUGAGAUUUUAAGGAGAAAUUAGAUGUUAACCUAUCUUAGUGCUCAAAGGAUUAAUUCCUUUCCUUUUACCUUUUUUGUUUAUUUUGUUUACUUUUGGUUAAUCUUGUUUUUCCCGUUUUUUUAUGAUUUGCAUAACAUAAUUUUUCCUUUUCUUGUUUUUUAAAUUUUCUAAUUUCUCUUUUGUUUCCGCAGGCCGCUGGUAUUUCAGGUAAACUGUUCGUUUUCCACUCAUCUCUGCCCAUUUCAGAGGCGCCUGGAAAAUUAAAGAACAGAGAGGACAGAAAACUUCUUGGCUCUGAAAAAGAGAAGGUAGGGUAAAUUUGUACCAAACGUUAGUGAAUUGUAGUUUUCUUUGGAGAAGGAUACACAAUAGUAGUGUUUGAUCUGCCGUAUUGAUCUCGUAGAUAACUUCAUGCAAUGCAAGGCUAAAAAGCUACGUUGUAGGGUUGUGUGUAUCUCAGUGCUUGGUUAGUCAGUGCAAUCAAGUCCCUUUAAGACUUUCGGGCUACCCACAACACGAAAUCCAAAGAACAGUUAGUUAGGGAAACUGUUAACCAACUUGAGGUACAGUUUAUGCAGAAGUUCAGUAAGAAAUUUUGAUCAUAAAAAUUUGAAAUGUUUUUAUGAUUAAAACUGUUUGAUUAUUGUUACAGGCAAUACUUACACCUCAGAAUACCUUUUAUGAGAAACUUGCCAAAGACUGUGUUGCAAAUGGCGUGGGAGUGGAUCUGUUUUUGUUCCCCAACGCCUACAUUGACGUUGCAACGAUUGGAUCAGUGGCUACUCUUACAGGCGGACAGAUCUAUAGAUAUUCCUACUUCAAGGUAUUCCAUCCUCAAAGUAAAAGAACGACUGUUUUGAUGCUAAGACUCUUGUUGUAAAUUAAGGGAAGUUUUAAAUAGAAACAUCCUGAGUGACUUACCAGGCAGAAAUUGUAAAGAGUCAAAGUGUGAUGGGAGCGUUCUGCGGCAUUUUGUCAUAACGACGCAUUUUGUAAUAACCCACGUAUUUUGUAACAACGUUUUCGGAAUUUUGUAAUAACUCGCGCAUUUUGUGAUAGGUAUUGCAGCAUUUUGUAACAAAGGCGACCUACUCAUUUUGUAAUAUGAGGCAUUUUAUAAUAAUCGUCGGUCUACGCAAAUUAUAACAACAUCUUGACGCAUAUUGUAUGCUUUUUGACAAAGGCGUACAAACAAAUAAGAAAAAAACCGCUAUUGGGAAAUUCUUAGGUUAUUACAAAAUGCCGUAGAACAGGGAGCAUCAAAAGUUUGAGAGAGACACAAUCUUUUGUUGUCGAAAACAGAAAACAACAAAACUUGUACAUCAUCCCUAACCCCCCUCUUUGAUACAGAUAAAUGCACCCUUACGGUGUAUCACGGCAUUUCAUUGGAAAGGCAGGUAUCACUCCUCCUGGAUUUAUAUCGGUAUCGCGAGUUCCCCCCCCCCCCCCCCCAGCCCCCACACAAGUUUGUCCUAAAAACAACGAAUUCACACCGUUAAAUGUAGCAAACCCGCUUCCACCGCCCUUACUAGUUUAUUCUAUCUUCCCUCCCCCGCUUCGCUAAAUCUUUGACGGUCAUGUAGGGACUGGUGCAAAUCAACCUUCGAACAACCUGGCUAACGAUGUUAAGAAAAGCAUCAAUUUAGUCCGCCUUCUGCAAGAUUGAAUUUCACUUAGUUCACUUUGGAACCGGUGUCGAUGUAAGAUAGGUCGUGAGAAUGUUAAAACUGAUAACGGUUUGAAUUCUUCUUUAGGCUUAUAUGUUGCUUGUUGAAUUUUCUGCAGGAGGCGACACACGGAGAACAGUUCCGUGGAGAUCUGAAGAGGAACCUUGAACGUAAUGUUGGUUUCGAUGCUGUCAUGAGACUGAGAUGCAGCACAGGUGAUGAAAGCUGGAAUUUUUUAAAUUUUCUUUUCAGUUCUGUUAUUGAGGACAUUUGCCCAGAAACUCUUUUCUUACUUACAUCAACGUAACUUGCAUUUAUUUUCUUCGUAAGGGCUUCGGCCAGUUGAUUUCUGGGGCAACUGUUACAUGAACAACACGACUGAUGUAGAGCUUGCUGUCAUCGAUCCACACAAGGUACGGUCAACUUGUGUUAUACCUGAAACUCGCCAGAUCUUAUUCGAGAUUCUCACUUCUAUUCAUGAUACAUUUCCUUGUAAAAUAGCCGAGAAGAGAAGUUUGUGCUACAGGAACAAAAGCAGCCAUUCGGCGCGAAAAGAUGCACAGAUCUUUGUUUGUCACGUUAUCUGUUCCGGAGAAACCGAUAAUGUCCAAGCAAAUAUAUACGAGGACAUUUCAAGUUGAUUGGAUGCUGAUAUGUGUACUAUUCUUCAAGAACUUUUGCAACGAGCGAAGCGGAACGUUUACAAACAACUGAACCAUCGAAAACAGGCGUUGACUGAAUCAAGAAUCAUGUUCGUCUCUUAUUCUGUAACAACAGCAAAGCACUCUCACACUUGCAUCAACUUUUGAAAGGAUGACUUUCAUCCCUCUGGAUUUAAUAUUUGGAAGUUGUGGAAUAUCACGAAAGAAAUAUCACUGGAUGUUACCCAAUUUUAGCAUAUUCAGUCACUCGGCGCGUUUAAACCACUCGCGCAAGCGAAAAUAUGUGUUGGAUUGUAACUGUGGAUAACGUUGAUUUUAUGUGCCUUUUAUUUUUCUUUACUAGGCGAUUGCCAUUGAAAUCAAACACGAUGACAAACUUCCUGAGGAGGGCCAGGCGUAUUUCCAAUGUGCGUUACUCUAUACAUCUGUCAGUGGACAACGGCGUUUAAGAAUUCACAACUUGGCCUUCUCUACCUGUACGCAGUUAUCAGAUUUAUUCCGUUGUUGUGAGAUGGAUACCUUCGUCAAUGUUGCAUCAAAACAAGGUGACUAAUGUAUUACAUCUUCUUCAGUCCAUCCUGAAUCAAAGAAAUAUGAUCAAACCAUGCAUUUUGUGGAAAUCUGACUGGUGCAAAAAGUAACUUUAGAUUGUCGCGAGAAAAGGUUUUCUCCUCCUGCAGGAAUAGUUACCCCAACAUCGUAAGCCUUGUUUGGUCUUGUCACGCAACGCGUUCACCUCUCGGGUUAGAGAGGAGAUCGCACUGCGUGACAAUACCAAACGAUUGAUUCGCUUCAUUACUUGUAGUUACCUUCAGCUCUUCGCGCAAUUAAGAAUUGAAUGUCUUUCUUACAUCCAGCGAUCAGAGAAGUAUACACGUCGACGCCCAAAGCGAUCAGAGAAAACCUGAUGAAUCAAUGUGCACAAAUCUUGGCCUGUUACAGAAGAAACUGUGCUUCACCGUCAUCUGCUGGUCAGGUAGGACUCGUUUUGUACGUUUUCUGUUAGUUGAAUUACGGUACAGUUUUUACACUUUUAACCGAGUUCAAUAAGUAGAAACGAAAAUGGGUAAACCUGGCAUUCAGGCAGAUAUGCGGUUCGUCAGUUAGCCAGUCAGCUGGCUGUUAUUCCUUCACACGCGUUUAGAUCUGUGUUUGUGCCACGCCAUCAGACCAACAGUUGUAAUUAUGAGUUUUGGCCGUACUUUGUUCGUGCGAUUUUUGUUUCGAUAGCCGCCCUACUUGUUGAACGAGUUGAAUUUGUUUAUUUCAGUUGAUACUUCCAGAGUGCAUGAAACUCUUGCCGCUUUAUACGAACUGUAUUUUAAAGAAUGACAUUCUGCUAGGAGGUAAGUUUUUUUAUCUUGUAAAAUUGUUGAAAUUUGCUCUUUGUUUUUCGUACAAUUUCUGAUGUGGAGUUGUACUUGGAAUUCUAACUAUCUCAAAAGCCAUUGGACAACAUCAGUCUCAAGACCGCAGUUGAAACACAUGCAGUGUUGUUAUUUAGAAAGAUGCUUUUGUUGUCAUUUGUUACUCUAGGAUAUCGAUAUGAUUAGUUUCAUAUGCUGCAAAUUUGUUUUGAGAGUUUACAGAAUAGAAGUGAAAUGCAAAGCAAUUCGUAUUUUAUUAUUUCUUCAAAGGUUCAGAGAUGAGUUCUGAUGACCGUAGUUGGUUGAUGAGAACGGUCAUGUCAAUGGAUCAGGCUGCAUCUGUACCCUACUUCUAUCCAAGACUUUUUGCAUUGGUAAGAAUCCAUUGUCUAGAACGUAGAAAGCGCUCUGCUUCUUUCUCACCCCACCCCCCUCCUAAUUGAAAAAUCCUGCUCGUGCUAUACUAUCGACUGGUUAACGAAGUACUUCUACUCACCUUACGCAACGAACCUCUUCGUUACAUUUCAAGGGCAUAAGCAUCGCGUAACAAGCUGAAAUUAAAGUUGUAGCUUUCAUAUAAAGUAUUUCAUUUACUUUUAUAGUUAUUUUUGUAAUUCUGAAACUUGAUUUUUUUUUCCUUCAGCACGAUCUGAAAGAGGAGUCGUCGGGUCUACCGGCAGUGAUCAGAUGUUCUGCUGAUCGAAUGUCAGAGAAUGGUGUUUACCUGCUGGGUGAGUUAUUUUAGCAAGUAAUGGCCGACAUGGUACGCCAGUAUUCAUGGUUAGCAGCCUGUUCCAAGCAUUCAGUCAGUAAAACGCCGCGAAAUAGGAAAGGGCGCGACGGAAGCGGAAGAUUAACCCUUUUACUCCCAAGAUCUCAUUAUUAAUUCUCCUUACUGUCUGUUGUACAAUUCUUAUGAUGUUAGUUCAGAGAAUCUGGUAUUGGAUCAACUAAUAAUCCUGAAGUGAUAUUUUUAUUUAUUCCCAUCACUUGUCUGUUGGAUAUUGUAUUGAUAUAGUGAGGAGAAAUUCUGUCUUAGUCACUAAUGGGAGUUCAAGGGUUAAAAGACGAGGGAGGUAUGGGCCGGGUCGCGCGGACUUGUCUCGACGUGAGGGAUGAACAGAUUCCUAUCCCCCAUUUUUGUAUUGUUCUUGGUCAGUCGCGAUUGGUACAAACGAAAAUAAUGCUGUCAGAAUCAUAAAGUAAAGAAUGCAACUGCUGUUGGCCUUUCCGGGAAAACAUGCACAUGAAGCCAAAGGCGAGUGAAGUGCUCGUCAGUCUGUUGCGCGGGAGAAUUUGCAACUGGAUGUAAACUUGAUGUACAUUGCAACCAUCAUAAAGUACCGGAAAAUGUGCACUUAGGUGCGAAGCCUUUGAAAGCUUUGCAGCCAAUGUCCAGCGCUUGAUAUGAAAACCAGAGAAGUGUAACCACUGUAAGGUACGGAAAGACGACCAACUGGUUCCAUGCGGGGAAAUUGGAACCCCUUUUAAACCGUUAAUGUGUUAACCGUUUUAUGUUUGCAUAGAAAAUGGAAUAUCCCUGUUUUUGUGGAUUGGACUUCAAGUUGACCCCAACUGGCUCCACCAAGUUUUUGGAGUUCAAACAAUUGGACAAGUCGACAUUGAAAUGGUAAGUAAUUAAAGUUUCUUGACUUUAGGUGAGCAACGGUCAAUGAUUUGAUAGUUCAAUAAUUAUGAAGUGAUGGCAUCGCACGACUUACAAUAUCAGAUAAAAAGCUUCAAAAAUUAAAAAAAGGAAAAAAAAAGAAAAGAACAAAUAAGCUAACCAUAGCUUAACGGAUUCUUUUACAAGAUUCGAUACAUUUUAAGUAGGGAGGAUUCACAGUUUUGCAUGUAAACAGAAAUAGAAAAAGUUCCGAUACACGGUCAGCAAGGCAAGAUUUUGAGACCACUUUACAGUUGUUAUUUUGAUUAAAGCUAUGAUUAAUACUACAUUCUUAAGUCUAACUAUUUCAACCUCAUUAGUGUUACGUUACUAUUUUUGUCACCAGACUUCACUUCCAGUCCUUGAUAAUCCUCUCUCUACUCGCUUAAAUGAAAUCGUUCGACUAAUUCAGAACCAGAGACAGCAUUACCUCAAGGUACGAUUGUAACUGUUGCGUUUGUUUCGUAAAGUUCAUCCGUGAUGGACGUCUAUAAGUCACUGUGGACGAAGUGCAACGAAUCCUGAGAAAACGGUUGAUCUCAGUCUUUAUUAUAACUUUCAGUUAGUACGUGCGGUAAAUGUGGUAGGCCAUAUUACAUUGUACGACCCGCUAAAUUCAAAAGAGUGUUUAAAUUGCAAUCUUCACUCUCUAUUUUUCCUUUCGGGUGUGAGCGGAAAAACUCGGUCCGUAACUUACAGUACGGUCCUCGAUCGUGGUUUGUAAGAGGUAUAAAUCAUGAAUUAUGUAAUAAUCCUUUGUUUUUUUUCUUCGUCUCCUCAGUUAACCGUCGUACGACAACGCGACAAGCUCGAAGGAUGGUUCAAACAUUUCUUGGUGGAAGACAAAGGUGUUAACCCAGUGGCUCAUAGCUAUGUGGACUUCCUUUGCCAAAUGCACAAAGAGAUCAGAAAUCUGAUGAACUAAGCAAAACUCCAACGACAACAAGAACCUAUCAACAUACCGGGAAGAGAGCGUCAAAAUGGACAUUUCUUCUUUGACCAACGUUACUUUUCGUAGCUGCUCAGAACGACUUCUUUGCCAAGUGUCCAUAAUAAGCGUUUUAAGUGACUGUGAAAAACCAAACGGGAACUGCGAAACGUCUGACAGAGGUCUAUAUUCAUAUUGUAACAUUUGAAUUGUAUACACAGAGUUUAGUUUUUAAAAAAUCAAAACUGAAUGUCACAGGCAGUUUCAUAUGUCGUUACUUGGCGUUCUGUUAGGUGACAUAUGACUCACGAAAGUCAAUUUUGUUUCAAAUGUUCUUGAUAAAGUUGACAGGAAUGGUACUUAUGAGUUGUUUCUUGGCAGUAAAAUGAAACAUAGCAACUCCAAAAAUCUAUGCAAUUGUUCCAAAGUAAUUAUCAGUUGUUUUCUUACACGUAUAGAUUAAAACAAACUUGGUG